CCCGCUCCCGGCGCCCCAGCGCGGCACCCGUGCCCAGGCCCGCCGGCGCCAGGUCGUCUUCUGAAUUUUGUGUCCGAAGGUACCCUCUUGCUUUCUCAACAAAUCAUGGACAUCAUUGGCUUUCUGAAGUCUCAAUUCAUUUGCCACCUUCUGAUCUGCUACAUAUUUAUAGUGUCAGGACUGAUCAUUAACUUCAUUCAACUCUUCACACUUAUACUUUGGCCAAUCAACAAACAACUGUUCAGGAGGAUCAACUGCAGGCUGGCUUACUGCAUUUCAAGCCAGAUGGUGAUGUUGCUGGAAUGGUGGUCAGGCACCGAUUGCACCCUAUACACUGAUCCAGAGAGUUACCACAAGUAUGGGAAGGAGAAUGCCAUUGUAAUCCUUAAUCACAACUUCGAAAUUGACUUUCUCUGUGGAUGGAACUUUUGUGAGAGAUUUGGGGUCCUGGGGAGUUCCAAAGUGCUUGCAAAGAAGGAGCUCUCCUACAUGCCUAUCAUUGGUUGGAUGUGGUAUUUCCUAGAGAUAGUCUUCUGCAAGCGCAAGUGGGAAGAAGAUCGGAAAACAGUCAUACAGAAGUUGCUGAAUCUCCGGGACUACCCUGAAAACUUUUGGUUCCUGAUUCAUUGCGAGGGCACAAGGUUCACAGAACAGAAGCACCAAAUUAGCAUGCAGGUAGCCGAAGCCAAAGGUCUGCCCAAGCUCAAGUAUCACCUACUGCCACGAACAAAAGGAUUUGCUGUCACCGUGCAGUGUUUGAGAAAUGUAGUUUCUGCAGUCUACGAUUCUACCCUGAAUUUUAGAAAUAAUGAAAAUCCAACAUUGCUGGGAGUUCUAAAUGGAAAAAAAUAUCAUGCAGAUUUGUAUGUAAGGCGGAUUCCACUAGAGGAGGUCCCAGAAGAUGAGCAGGAAUGUUCUACCUGGCUCCACAGACUAUAUCAAGAAAAGGAUGCAUUCCAGGAAGAAUAUUAUAGAACAGGAACCUACCCAGCAGUCCCUAUAGUACCACCCCAUCGACCAUGGACACUUUUGAACUGGCUUUUCUGGGCCUUAUUGCUGCUAUAUCCUUUGUUCAAACUGCUCAUCAACAUGAUCAACAGUGGAUCAUCACUGACACUGGCUAGUUUUGCAUUUGUCAUUAUAAUAGCUUCUGUUGGUGUCAGAUGGAUGAUCGGGGUUACAGAAAUUAACAAGGGCUCCACCUAUGGCAACAAUGAAAACAAGCAGAAAUGAAAGUAGGAUCUUCAGAGACUGCUUCAAUCCAAAGGGAACAAAUGCAACUGCUGAAAACUCUUAAGUGCAUAUCACAGUCCUUCAAGUGAGAUCAGAGGAGAGGUAGGAUGGGCAAUUGCCAUGCAUAUCCGAAUUUGUGCUCCUGUUGUUUUUCUCUGAGAGUUUGGGCUGAUGACACGCUUGAAAGAUGCACUCCAUAUCCUCUCCGCAACAGGUUUGCAUUUGUGUGGUUGGUUUGUUUUCCUAUGAAGUGUCUUAAGUUUUGAAGAAAAAAAAAUAAAUUCCGGCGUGCUUAUAUGAAGAGACUUUACCUGGAAACUAACCAGAGGUGCAGGCUUUAAUGUCAGGAGAUUGUUACAAGAUGAUUAAAAUUGAUAGUUGUGUAGAUCACACAGUUUAACAACCAUAAUCUGUCAGUGUUUAAAUACAGUACAGUAAGAUGCUGUGCUUGAUUAUACCAGUAUUGGACUGAAGCAGCUCAGUUGAACUGGUAGAACUGCAGUAUAGAGUUUUUGUACAUCUAGAACUUACUGCCUCAGUGUGACUAUGGGGCCCUUUAAAACUUCAGCCAGACCCUGGACAUCCAGACAUCAGAGCCUUGCAGUAGCAUAACCUGGAGCAAAAUUUGGCCUUGUGGCCUGAGCAGAGCUAAGUUAGCCACUGCCAUCUCUUUCCUGAGGCCAUACAUCUGAGGGAUAGCUGAAACCUGUAAUUCUUCUGAGAGUAAAUUCCAUUUAUGGUUUGGAAAAACUGACAUAAUAAAAUUCCCUUGGGCUUUAAACACUACUUAAAAUUCUAGGCCUUCCUAGCAAUGGUGGGAAGAAAAUAACUGGGCAUGGUGUAGUGAAACAAUGCGAAGUGUGCAUUAAAAUGUAUGCACCACACCCAUAAUGUAGUGAUCCUAAUUAAUCUGCGUGUCUGUCUUUUCUUAUAAAUUAGUUUACUUGGUGCCUCAUAGAAGCCUGUGGUAAUAGUUAAAUUAUCUUUUCUUUUGGGGAGAAGAGGGGAACUAGGACAAAGACCUAGGGCAGCAAUAUGGUUCAGGUUUUUUUAUAUCUGUCUGGACUUGAUUAGACCCCCUUCUGAAUUAAAUAAAACUAGAAUCAAGCUCCUCAGGAAAAUGGUGUUGCUCUGACCUUCCUGGUACUGAUUUCAGGGCAGAGGCCUCCUGUUUUUAAACUUUCAGAGUUAAAGGAUCUUCUUACUAAGAAGAACUUCAUAGAAUCACAGAAAACAAGAAAAAAACCCACAA
Molecule: messenger RNA, 2485 nt
Organism: Lepidothrix coronata (blue-crowned manakin)
Lineage: Eukaryota; Metazoa; Chordata; Aves; Passeriformes; Pipridae
Gene: AGPAT4
Product: 1-acylglycerol-3-phosphate O-acyltransferase 4
Exons: 9
Coding region: 106-1233 (375 amino acids)
Cellular component (GO): endomembrane system; mitochondrial outer membrane
Molecular function (GO): 1-acylglycerol-3-phosphate O-acyltransferase activity
Source: RefSeq, a predicted model, not a curated record